AGAUGAAUGUGGUGCCCGGCGCCUCCCUAGUGACGGGGGACUUCACAAAGGCUGAUACGCAAGCAGAGGUUACCAAGAUUCUACAAGGAAAACGAGCGGAUGUGGUACUUAGCGACAUGGCACCACCAGCAAGCGGGCAGCCAUCUGUCGAUUUCGACCGGUUAAUGAAUCUUUGCGAUGCCGUUUUGAACUUCACGAAGGGCAAUCUCAAACCAGGCGGGACGCUUGUAGUGAAACUACUGGGAGGUGGGGAUAUCAAGGACUUCCGCACUUCUCUGACUCAAACUUUCCAGUCCGUCAAAUUUGCGAAGCCAGCUGCCAGUCGGAGUUCAUCGUCCGAGUCGUUUGUGGUCGCCACUGGCUUUACUCAACCCAAAUCAUCUGUCGAGGGCAGCGGAACAAUGCAGAGGGAAGUGAAAACUGAUUAA
This is a messenger RNA of Sphaeroforma arctica JP610, 428 nucleotides long. RefSeq names its product ribosomal RNA large subunit methyltransferase J. The transcript is spliced from 5 exons. Gene Ontology annotation, molecular function: rRNA (uridine-2'-O-ribose)-methyltransferase activity. The annotation marks the transcript as partial. The record is from RefSeq and is a predicted model, not a curated record. NCBI's taxonomy places the organism in Eukaryota, Ichthyosporea, Ichthyophonida. Gene Ontology annotation, biological process: RNA methylation.